AGGUUUUUGACCAUAGUAAGCAUUCUUUGUUUCGUUUCUUCUUUUUCUUUAAGCAAUGUCGGUGCUAUCAUCGCCUGCUAUUGCACAACAUGACAUGCAAACAUUAUUUUCAAAAAGAAGAUGGGUUCGAGGACCAAGAACAAAUUUGAUUACACCGCUCAAGGUCUCUAUGCCUCAUUCUGGGGAGCAAGAAAAGACACUAAAUCAAUCCUCAGGCACAACCACAGCCGUUGGAUCUCCUUCUUCAGUCAAAAUCUUAUUUCCUUCACUUUCCAUGUUCAAUUUACCAACUAUGUUACAUGGCACAUCUCCUAUGUCACCACUACCUCCUCCCCCACCUGCUCUUUCCCUUCCUCCGACCACAGCAAAUCCUGAAUUUUCCUCGCCUCCACCUCAAUUCGCAGUCGAUUAUAAACGCCCAAGAUUCUUCAAAAAACCAAAACUCAGAAAACGACGCAUUCAAAAGGGAUAUCCAUCAGCAUUCGAAACAUUUUUAUUUGACGACACACUUCCUGGUAUACCCAACAAAGGCAUUCGACCCGUCAGUCUACUGAUUGAGAGACUAGAGGCAUGGUAUCUACUAGCCAAAAGGCUACUUCAUCAUUUUGAACUAUUGGCCAGCGUGGAGACAAAAGUAGCGAAAAACUAUCGCAAGCUGGAAUACAUGACGAUUUUUCCUACCGCAGAUAAACACGAUCAGUAUCGAAAAGACUUGAGACCCAUCAACUUUUACAAGAGACAACAACGUGCACUUUAUAAAGAUCAACGUCUUUUACAGAUCCAUUUUGCUUUCCAGGGAGGCAUUCGUAGUGUCUGUGAUGCAUGGCAAAACUAUCAUACCAACACAACUAAAGAUCAUGCUGAGUUCGCAACAUUUUUAAGAAAUGAAGCCAUUCCUACGCUGUCGAAUAUCAAACGCGAAUUAAAAUGGAUGAUCAAGUCAAUUCGUGCUGAUGAUAGAUUAUCCCUGGUGACUUUAACAAACUUAAAAAGAGAGGCUGCCAAGCGAUUAAAGCGAUUGGAUAGACAAUUAGUAUUUUUCGAUCAGUAUCCUUACCAUGGACAUAGCAAACGAGAUCCUUGGCUAGUUAAUGCAGCCGUCGUAAAGCAAAUGAUUAAAGUGUAUUGCCAAGAAAACAAAAUUCACGAAACUGUAUUAAGACUUCAACGAGAAACGCUCAUUUCAGAAGAACAUCUAGUUGAAGAAUUCCGUCGUCUCUGCCAGCAUAUUUACAAAAUGCGUGACCAGUCUAGUUUAGGUGUAGACAGAGGCCUUGAGAGAAUCAUGUCUAUUUUUGACAAAAUACAGAUGGACAGCGACUGGCUUAACUUUAGUCAGCAUCAUCAAACACAUCUUGUUUCCGAGAGCGCUGCUUUUCGUCAUCCAGAUCACCUGCAAUACCCUAAUCAUUCUCAUAUUCUCUUACAACCUAUUUUUGCUGCUCGUAUGGAGCGCAGAUCACGUAUUUUACAUCAUUGGCAUGAAUACAUUUAUGUCUUGACACCCGCUGGAUUUCUGCAUGAGUAUCGCACUACACAGCAUUAUCCUGCGCACCCAGAUGCUACUAUUUUUGUACCUCAUUACAAGGUAUCUUCGCUAGCAACCAAUCUACAUCAUAAUUUGAUAUUUCAACUACAGCCACAUGCUGCCUCACGCAAUUUGCUUCAACAUCAUCAUGAAGUCUUGCCAAAACAGUGGCGUACAUCAAAACAACGUUGGGGACUGCAUGAUCGCAUGACUUGGACAUUAAGAGCCAAGUCUGCUGCAGAUAUGGAGACCUGGCUACAUCAUUUGACUGAGAGUUCUGAGCGUUAUCGACCUACGACGGUCAACGUAUUAGCCUAUUCAAAUGUAGUUUUGCCAGAAAUAGUUGUUGACUCUACAGAAGAAAGUGAAGUAAAAGAAGAGCAAGAAAAGAAGGAAGAAGAAAAAGAGCAAGUAAUUGAAACAAGUGAUGAAGUUCCAGCUGUAGAAGAGGACUCAGCUCCUGUUGAAACAGAAACAGAAGAAGUAGCAGCAUCGGAGCCUGUUGUUACUGAUCCUGUUGUCGCUGAAGAAGAAAAAGAAGCUCCUGCUGAAGAUGCAGAAACCACCGAACCUGAACCAAUUGCUUCUGAAGAGCCACCUGCUGUUGAGGAAGCCACAUCCACAGAAGAAGUUGCUGAACCAGUAGAUGAUGCAGUUGUCGAGUGAUAAAU
Messenger RNA from Gilbertella persicaria, 2199 nucleotides. RefSeq lists its product as uncharacterized. The transcript is spliced from 2 exons. The record is from RefSeq and is a predicted model, not a curated record. NCBI's taxonomy places the organism in Eukaryota, Fungi, Mucoromycota, Mucoromycetes, Mucorales, Choanephoraceae. The coding region runs from base 56 to 2194 and encodes 712 amino acids.